Messenger RNA from Diprion similis, 4010 nucleotides. It is a transcript of the gene Nox, whose product is annotated as NADPH oxidase 5. The coding region runs from base 105 to 3434 and encodes 1109 amino acids. The record is from RefSeq and is a predicted model, not a curated record. Gene Ontology annotation, cellular component: plasma membrane; NADPH oxidase complex. Lineage: Eukaryota; Metazoa; Arthropoda; Insecta; Hymenoptera; Diprionidae. The transcript is spliced from 19 exons. Gene Ontology annotation, biological process: superoxide anion generation; defense response. Gene Ontology annotation, molecular function: calcium ion binding; superoxide-generating NAD(P)H oxidase activity.
AAAAAUAAAUAAAACUAAACAGAUAACUACAAAGAAUAGCGAAACGAAAUAUAUAUCGCAGAAACAUAACUUGAGAAACAUCCGUAGCAAACAGAACUGGCGCAAUGGCUCAUAAGUGCAGUGCGCAGAGAAAACCUUUCGGUCAAAUUAGCAUAAUGGAAGAAGAGUGCUUGAUCGAACGUCGAAGAACAGUGACAUUGAAGGAGUGUUCCGAAAUAGUCAACACCAACAUUCGUUACACCAGAGAUGGAUUUAGGAGAUUACUUCAAGACGAGAAUUUCAUAGACAAACUGUUUAUCCUGUUCGAUCACGAUCAGGACGGAUUGCUCAUCCAGGACGACUGGAUUGAAUUUUUGAAGGAGAGAUUGACUACGGAAAAGCAGAUAGACUUUGCCGAGCAGCUCGAAAGUGUUGCCUACGUGCUGUGCGGCAAAGAGGCAGUCACGGCGUUCACGUUUCGCCAAAUUCUCAGAGCCAAAGGAAUCGUUGAAAAAAUAUUUCGGUUUCUCGACCUGGAAAGUACCGGGUACGUGACCACGGGACAAAUAAUGGAAUUCGUUGGCAGCAUCACCAGCAUUCGAUCACGUGCCGGAUUUGACAAGGAGAGUUUGGCGCAUCUUGAAAACAUUUUCAAGCAGACCGUAGGAAAUGAGGAGGAAAUCAGAAGAGAGGAAUUCAAAAAAAUAGUCAUAUCUAAAAACCCAUUCUUCACCGAGAGGGUGUUUCAAAUAUUCGACAAGGACAAUUCAGGAACAAUAUCGCUUCAGGAGUUUCUCGACUCGAUGCAUCAAUUUGCGGGAAAAACGCCCGACGACAAGAUCAAGUUUUUGUUCAAAGUCUACGAUAUCGACGGCGACGGAUUGAUUCAGCACCGGGAACUGCAGCAUGUGAUCCGCGCCUGCAUGGAAGAAAAUGGCAUGACAUUCAGCGAGGAUCAGAUAGAGGAUCUCACCAUCGCCCUGUUCGAAGACGCCGAUCAAGAAAACAGAGGCGCGAUUACCUUCGAAUCCUUGAAAAGCGUCCUGGAGAAACACGACGGGCUUUUGGAGAAUUUGUCUAUCAGCAUCGAUCGAUGGCUGGUACCUCCGAAACCAGAACCGAAGCAGCAAUUCUCAGUUCGCCGAUUGUCGGCUCUUAGGCCGUAUCAGCUUACCAAGCCCUACAUCAAGAAUAAUUAUGUCUACAUAAUAUUCACAAGUGCAUUUCUCAUUGUCAAUGCUGGGCUAUUCGUGUCCAGAGCGAUACAGUACAAGUCUUCCAACGGAUUUGUCAUUCUGGCCAGAGCUUGCGGUCAGUGCCUGAACUUCAAUUGUGCCUUUAUUCUGAUACUAAUGCUCCGACACUCUAUUACAUUCCUGAGAACGCAUGGAUUCAGCUCCGUGAUACCAUUGGACCAGCAUAUCUAUCUUCACAAAACGACCGGCGUGCUCGUCGGAUUCUACAGUAUUAUCCAUACGAUAAUGCAUCUGUUCAAUUUCAAACUGAUUGUCGUCAACGAUUACGAAAUAAAUAAGGGAAAUUACACCUACGCCGAAUGGAUAUUCACCAGCCAGCCCAAGCUGUUCGGCCUUGUUCCCGGUGCGGCCAAUCCGACCGGUGUUGCUCUGGUUCUUAUACUGACCGUGAUGAUCAUAUGUUCCAUGCCCUUUGUCAGGCGAGGGGGCUGCUUCGAGAUAUUUUACUGGACACAUUUACUCUACGUGCCCUUUUGGAUCUUGCUGAUAUUUCAUGGACCAAAUUUUUGGAAGUGGUUCGUCGGGCCCUGCGCCCUGUACUUGAUGGAGAGACUCCGUCGAGUAGCCUGGCUACGAUCGGAGCGCGGAAACACUUACAUUUGCUCGGGGCUGCUCCUCCCCUCCAGAGUUACGCAUCUCGUUAUAAAAAGGCCCAACCACUUUGACUUUCACCCUGGUGAUUACGUUUUCGUCAACAUUCCAGCUGUCGCAAAAUACGAAUGGCAUCCAUUCACCAUCAGCAGUGCACCGGAACAGGAAGAUUAUAUGUGGCUUCAUAUUCGUGGUGUUGGCGAAUGGACGAAUACUUUAUAUUCGUACUUUGACAGGGAACAGAUGAAAUUACACCGCGGAGACGUCUUACCUGUUGAAUGUUGUGCCCAAAGAACAUCCGGAGCUACGAAGACCGUCGAAAAGUUACCAUCGAAUUCCGAGGUGACCCUGUGCAGAAGCAUCAAAACCACGGCCACUACAGGCAGCGCGAAAGAAACCAAAGCCCUGGCGAAUCCGAGUUUCGAAGGUGACGACGGGUGCAGCCAUCCAGGGCUCAAUAAGUCUCACGUCAGCGUGCAUGAUCCCAGACAGUUUCCUAAAAAAGUGGCCCUCAACGCGCAAUUGCAUAAGAUAGUAUUGAGCAACAAACAUCCACUUGAAAAAUCAAUUUCGAUGCCCGACAUGCGGAUUAGGAACAAAAAAAGGGAACGAUUACUCGCACUUCGUGACUACGCGAGAUCUGAGUCAGAACCGAGCUUUGACGAAUCGCAAAUAAGGCGAGCGCGACUGAAAUCAUUGGGUCUGGCCUAUUUGAGUCCACAAAAUAAAUCUUUGGCCCAAAGCUUCAGGUACAUGCGAAUGAAGCCGACGAUAAUUGCGUUCAAAACACCCAGCCUAGACAAUUGUGGAACAGACGAUACAGUCGUUACUAUAGAUUCAGAAACAGACGAGUUGAACACUCGCAGUCCUCCGGGGAUUGCUGUGGAAAAAGGAAAAGCCAGCGUGUUUCAUCCCCAAAGUGUCGAAGAGUCUGAGAAUGAGAAAUCGCAGUCAUUCCACACCCCUGUCAAUUACCCCGUCGGAAAACCUUUGGCGAUUUAUUUAGAUGGGCCGUAUGGUGCUCCGUCCAGUCAUAUUUUUCAAGCUCAGCAUGCAGUUCUAAUCGCUACUGGUAUUGGCGUCACCCCAUUCGCCUCGAUACUUCAGUCGAUAAUGCAUAGAUAUUGGAAGGCGAGACAUUGCUGCCCAAAAUGCAAAUUUUCUUGGGCCAGUGAAAUACCGCCAACCGUAAUGCAUUUGAGGAAAGUAGAUUUCUUUUGGAUAAAUCGGGACCAGCACUCGUUCGAAUGGUUUGUCAAUUUACUAUCGCAGUUAGAAAUGGAACAGGCUGAACUCGGAGCAACGAUGGAACGCUUUCUAGAGAUGCAUAUGUACAUAACGAGUGCCUUGCAGAAGAACGACAUGAAAGCGGUGGGACUUCAAUUAGCAAUGGAUUUGCUACAUGAAAAGGAAAAACGCGACCUUAUCACCGGGUUGAAAACGAGAACCAACGCCGGUCGUCCGAAUUGGGAUAAAGUGUUCAAGCAGCUUCAAGAUCAAAAAAAGGGUAAGGUAACGGUGUUCUUCUGCGGCCCUCUGCAGCUAGCUCGUAUCUUGCGAUAUAAGUGUGAUCAGUUUGGAUUCAAUUUCAGGAAAGAGGUUUUCUAAUACGACUUGUUUUUUGUUAUAAAUCUGAGCGUAACAUUAAGCUUAUCUAAUUGUAAAUAUCGUGAUUAUUGGGUAUCUAUUGUAUAUGCAUAUAUUUAGUAUAUGCUAAACAUUCACCCUUGCAAGUGAUAGCUUUCGGAGACAUUAUACUUGAACGCGAUACAUUUUAACUGAAAAUCAUUCAAGAUUCGGACACUUGCGUGGGCUUGUCUUGGGAAUAAUCUGAAAUGGAUAUAAUUGAAUUAUCGAGAGCAAAGAGAAUCGUGUCCAUUUCAGAUUCUUUGUUGGACCGGUAUUCAAUAAUCGAGAACUGUAUACGUACGAUUAUACUAUUCGACCGUGGGGUGAAAAUUUGUUUUCCUAUGUCCAAAUUUCUUAUCGAGUAAUCACGGUCCGCAUUUUGCCGUACGUACAUACAUUAGAAUCACUAGCGACGGCUGUAUCGGUGCAGAAUAGUAGAGCCGUUGAAUUCUCACAGGGUUGUCAUUAUACACAUUUUGCGAGCGACGCAACAAGUAUAGUCAUAUAUUAGUUGUAUUAUCAUAGGUUGAGAAUGUGCAAUAAAAAUUUUAAAUU